AUGCUGUUUAUUUCACAAAACAACUUCAGUGGAAGUGUAUCCCCUCAGAUCUUUGGGUCAUACAAAUCGCCAACAAUUCUAGAUUUAUCACACAACUCAUUGAGUGGUUCCCUACCCCUUGAAGUAGGAAAAUUGGCAAACAUUCAACAGCUAGUUGUCUCCAGCAACAAAUUUUCCGGAGAAGUUCCUUCAACACUUGGAGAUUGUUCAAGCAUGCAGUACCUUGAUAUGCAGAGCAACCUUUUCAAUGGAACACUUCCACCAGCUUUGGCUUCUUUGAAGGGCAUCCAGUUUUUGGACCUUUCACAUAACAACUUCAGUGGGCAAAUACCAAGAGACAUAAACAGUAUUGAUACCAAAGGUAAUGAAUUCAAGGCACUAGUCUACGAAUAUAUGCAAAAUGGAAGUCUCGACAUGUGGUUACAUUCAGAAUUAGCAGAAGCAACUAGAUCAAGAAAUCUAGACCUUCUUCAGACGAUAAAUAUUGCAGUUAAUGUGGCUUCAGCUUUGGAUUAUCUUCACAACCACUAUGAAGUUGCUAUUGUUCAUUGUGAUCUGAAACCAAGUAACAUUCUUCUUGACAAUGACCUUAUAGCUCAUGUGGGUGACUUUGGAUUAGCAAAGCUUCUUCCUAGAACUGCUGACAUUGAUUCUGAGUAA
Coffea arabica (coffee) is the source of this 660-nucleotide messenger RNA. Lineage: Eukaryota; Viridiplantae; Streptophyta; Magnoliopsida; Gentianales; Rubiaceae. The record is from RefSeq and is a predicted model, not a curated record.